Messenger RNA from Meloidogyne enterolobii, 1095 nucleotides. The record is from the annotation of a GenBank genome assembly. NCBI's taxonomy places the organism in Eukaryota, Metazoa, Nematoda, Chromadorea, Rhabditida, Meloidogynidae.
UUUUAUUGGCAAAAUGUGGUAUUGGUGAAAUAUGAAUUCAUUGUUAUCUCUUUAUUAUUUUAUUUUUUGCAGUUUUUUGUUGUUUUUUAUUCAAAUUUUCUUCAAAUUUUCUUCAAUUUCUUCGUUUUUUUCAGUUUUUUCAGUCAAUUUUUCAAUUUUGCAUUUAUAAUGAUGUUUAAUCGUCUUCAACUUGCCUCACGUUCUUUCGCAACCGCUUCCACUAUCAAAAAUGUUACAAUUAUAGGGAGUGGUCUUAUGGGAUCGGGAAUUGCUCAGGUCAGCGCUCAGGCAAACAUGAACGUUACUUUAGUCGACCAAACUCAAGCAAUAUUGGACAAAUCAAUUAAAGGAAUAGAAUCUAGUGUAAAAAGGGUUGCCAAGAAGCAGUAUGAAAGUGACGAAAAGCAACAAAAAAAUUUAAUUGACAAAGUUUUAAAAAAUAUUGCGGUGUCGACAAAUGUUGCCGAGGCUGUUUCUAAAGCUGAUUUGGUUAUUGAAGCUAUUGUGGAAAAUGUGGAGGUGAAACAAAAUUUGCUUGAUAGAGUGGAGAAUGCUGUUAAGAGUGGAACAAUCUUGGCCACAAACACUUCAUCUUUAAAAUUGGCGGAUAUUGCAGCAAAUUUAAAACACAAGGAACUUUUUGGUGGACUUCACUUUUUCAAUCCCGUUCCUGUUAUGAAAUUGCUUGAGGUUGUAAAAUUUGACCAAACUAGUGAAGACACAUUUCAACGCCUUAUGAAAUUUGGAAAGGAUAUUGGAAAAGUCACCGUUGUUUGCAAGGACACUCCCGGAUUUAUUGUCAACCGCCUUCUUGUCCCGUACAUGUUGGAAGCAAUUCGAAUGUUUGAUAGAGGAGACGCUAGCAAAGAGGAUAUCGAUUUGGCAAUGAAGUUGGGGGCUGGUUAUCCUAUGGGACCGUUUCAAUUGUCUGAUUAUGUUGGGUUGGAUACAACACAAUUUAUUGUUAAAGGAUGGCAUGAAAAGUACCCAAAUGAACCUUUAUUCCAACCCAUUGCAACCUUGGACAAACUUGUAGCUGAAGGCAAGUUGGGUGUUAAGAGUGGAGAAGGUUUUUACAAAUACAGCAAGAAAUAA